Formica exsecta is the source of this 1250-nucleotide messenger RNA. RefSeq names its product programmed cell death protein 2-like (gene trus). The record is from RefSeq and is a predicted model, not a curated record. Gene Ontology annotation, cellular component: cytoplasm. Bases 1 to 744 code for a protein of 247 amino acids. The transcript is spliced from 3 exons. Lineage: Eukaryota; Metazoa; Arthropoda; Insecta; Hymenoptera; Formicidae.
AUGUAUAUAUAUAUAUAUAUAUAUAUUCCAACUAGUAUGGACUCUCCAGUUAGCGGAGGCGCCGUAGGUCGGUUAGAUUCUCCUCAAGCCUCAGCAGAGAUCGAUGGAGAUGAAAACGAAGUUGUAUGCAUCGAUACUCCGACGCGACCGCAAUGUGAUUUAGUUAGUUUACUGCACGAAGUAACUCCGUUGCCAUUGCAAAUAAUGAACGAAGAAAUUAAAUAUGCAUUCGAUGAAAUAUUUCUUUUGGUUGAUGAAGAGGAUUGCGGUACAGAUAUAUCCCAACACGUUCGAGAGUUAUUAGUCGAAUAUCAGCAUGGCAAUCCGGAUUCAUCGACGAAGUUUGCGCCAGAUUCCGGCAAUCCUAAGACAAUUGAAACGGACAUAGAGAAAUACGAGAAAGGUAUUCCUAAGCACGGUGACGAGAUGUUCCACAAUUUUGUUUGCAGAAUACAGAGAAAUCCUGGACAGCUGCUACGUUAUUCAAGAGACAAUUCUGCACCAUUACUAUUAUAUCCGCUGAGCGGUUGCAUCGGUAAAUGUCGAAAUUGCGGUGAUGAAAUGAUUUUUGAGUUGCAAGUUUUACCGACGAUCAUACCGAAGUUGUUAUUAAAUCCACGCAGCGAACGGAAUUUCCAGAUUGAAUUCGGUACCGUUUUAAUAUAUACUUGUAUUAGAAGCUGUUGGUCCGCGACUGAUCUAUAUCGGGAAGAGCAUGUUAUUGUUCAAGCGGAAAGACUAUAGUUGUAAGAUACUAAAUAAGGUAAUUAUGAAUGCAAAGUCUCCCUCCCCUAAGGUUCUUCCAAUGAUCCUACAUAGAGUUUCAUAUUUAUGCAUUUAAGACUAGUCAUGUUACAUCUGUAGAAAAAAUACCGUCCACCUCUUCAUGUAUUUGUCAGAAGUUCUAAGUAGCGAAUGAUGGUUGAUAUAGUGAAAACAUUACGAGUAUAUUUCAAACUAUAUUAAGCAAUAUGUGAUUCAUGAUUAAAAAGUUUUUUAGGGAUGUCCGAUAGAAGUCUGAUUAGAAAUAUUUAAUUUACUUUUUCUGCAACACCACACACAUACAUACACACAUAUACACCAAAAAUUGAUCUUAAUAUAUAAGAUAUAACUGUAAAAUUGGAUAAAUACAGAAACAUUGGUGGAACAUGAUGUAUAUUCUUUGUUUUUAGAAAAAAUUAGAUACACUAUACAUAUAUAUAUAUAUUGUUACAGAAUGUAACUUAAUUUUAUAAAAUAGAAGAUAUAGU